AUGAAAAAAAAAAUUAUUAUCAUUGUAGGAUUAUUAAUUAUUACUUUUAAUUUGAAAAAAGCAAAUGAAUCAAAAUAUUAUCUUGAACAAAAAGAAUUUCAGUAUAAAAUAUUUGAUAGACCUUUGAAAACACAAGAUGCCUCAUUUUUAAGAAAAUUAAUAUCAAAAGAAAAUAUAACAUUUUUUAAAGAAAGACAAGUUCAUUCUUCUCCUCCUUCCUCUCAUGAUAAAUUAAUUAAUAAUAAUAAUAUUAUUAUUAAUAAUAAUAUUAAUAAUAAUAAUAUAGAUAAUAAUAUAGAUAAUAAUAAUAAUAAUAAUAAUAAUAUUAUAGAUAAUUCUAAAACCAAUUUAAAUAAUAAUAAUAUUAAUAAUAAUAAUAAUAAUAAUAAUAAUAAUAAUAAUAAUAAUAAUAAUAAUAAUAAUGAAAAUUCUAAAGAUCAAACCAAAAGUUAUAGACAACAACAAACAGAUCAACAUGAAUCAGCAACGACAAACAACAAUAACAACAAUAAUAAUCAAGAAGAUUCAAAUAUACCAGAACAUAUAAAUCCAGUAUCAUUUGUAAUAAUGUCAUCUAUAUCUGUAAUAUUAUUUAGUGUUUUAGUACAAUCAAUGUAA
Cavenderia fasciculata is the source of this 618-nucleotide messenger RNA. RefSeq lists its product as uncharacterized. Lineage: Eukaryota; Evosea; Eumycetozoa; Acytosteliales; Cavenderiaceae. The record is from RefSeq and is a predicted model, not a curated record. Bases 1 to 618 code for a protein of 205 amino acids. The transcript has 2 exons.